This is a messenger RNA of Stomoxys calcitrans (stable fly), 4685 nucleotides long. It is a transcript of the gene fw, whose product is annotated as sushi, von Willebrand factor type A, EGF and pentraxin domain-containing protein 1. The record is from RefSeq and is a predicted model, not a curated record. NCBI's taxonomy places the organism in Eukaryota, Metazoa, Arthropoda, Insecta, Diptera, Muscidae. The transcript is spliced from 13 exons. Bases 474 to 4061 code for a protein of 1195 amino acids.
AAACAAAAAUCAAGACAGAAAACAAACGAAAAAUUGCAGAUUGCUGAAGUUGUAAUGCUGAUGUUGCAGCACUCGAAUCAAAAGCCAAACAAUAUAGCCAACCAUCGACAAUAAUUGCAUGUGCUGCUACAACAACAACAACAACAACCGUCAACCAUCAACAGCAAGCAAACUGUGAAGUGCCCAUUUAAUCUUCACAAAAAAAAGCACGCAGCUGUUAUUGCCGCUGCAGCCACCGCCUGCUUACAUAGUUCAACAACAUUUUUGACGUGUUUCGGCACAAUAUGUUAGCCUUUUUCCCGCAUACACAAAUUUACAUAAUUUAAAGAAAAUCAACAAAGUCAACGACGGAAUUUUUUUUUUUGGAUUUUGGGGAAAAUUUUCACUCUUGAUCACACAUUGUAAAUAUCGUCAUAUUGUUAGCGGACAACACUCCAAGAAGCAGGAGUCAGCCUUUUGUGUUACUUCGAAAUAUGCGGUUGACGCCCCUACAAUCAACAAAAGCGUUAAGAAAAACCUUAGCAUCAGUUAAAAGUAACAAUAGCAAAAGAAAAAUGUCACAUUUGUCUGGAACUUGGGCUGCUGCUGGUGGUAGUGUGGCGAUUAACUUUAAACUGCCAAAGUUCAGUACCACUGUCAUGCAUGCCAGAGGAUUAGGCGGCAGAUUUGGAGGCUUAUGGCUCUGGACGUUGCUGUUAAUGACUGCAUUGCGUGCCACAUCAAGUCAAGUUUGUGGACCUCCUGCUGUACCGUUAAAUGCCAAAGUCCAGACCGUAACGGAUGGCACCUCAAUAUUGGAAGCCAAAUACGAAUGUGAUCCCGGUUAUGAGUUAUUCGGUUCAUCGACCCUAAGAUGUGAUCCACGCUCGGGUUGGGAAAAGGAAUUGCCAUUUUGUGGCUCAAAUGUGGCCUAUCGCAAGCCGGUAAAUCAAAGCUCCUACACAAGAGCUGGUCCCGCUCAUUUUGCCAAUGAUGGUCAACCGGGUAACAAAAAUCCCGAUGGACAACAAUGUUCGGAAACACAGAAAGAACCUUCGCCUUGGUGGCGUGUCGAUUUGUUAACCCCACAGGCAGUGCGUGUGGUGCGUAUUACCACACGUGGCUGUUGUGGUCAUCAGCCUUUGCAAGAUCUGGAAAUACGUGUGGGCAAUAGCAGUGCCGAUUUACAGCGAAAUCCUUUAUGCGCCUGGUAUCCUGGAACUCUGGAUGAGGGCAUCACCAAGACUUUUACUUGUGCCCGUCCUCUGGUUGGUCAAUAUGUGGCCAUACAAUUGGUGGGUGUCGAAGGCAGUUUGAGCUUGUGUGAAGUCGAAGUCUUUACCAAUGAUGAAUUUUCUGUGGAUCGUUGUUUAAGUUCAAAAUUGGGAGUUGAUACUGUGCUGACUACAUUUUCCAAAACCUGCUAUGAGUUCCAUGUAACGAAGGGCGAGAGUUUCGAAAAGGCUCAAUCAAUGUGCCAAUUGACGGGUGGUGAUUUGGUGCACGAUUUUCGUGGAGCUGCCAACGAUUACAUUCUGUCUGAAUUGGAACGACGCAAGGGAGAAUUGAAGACUCAACUGGUAUGGAUUGGUGCCCAAAAGGAGCCGGGCAUUACUUCACGCACUUGGAAAUGGGUAAAUGGUGAAAUAGUACAGAAACCAGCUUGGGGUAAAGAUCAACCAAACAACUAUAAUGGAGAACAAAAUUGCGUGGUAUUGGACGGUGGCCGCAAUUGGCUGUGGAACGAUGUAGGCUGCAAUCUGGAUUAUUUGCACUUCAUAUGCCAGCAUGCGCCGCUAUCUUGUGGUUCACCAGAUUCGCAGCAAAAUACGACUAUUGUUGGUAAAAAUUUUACCAUCAACAGCAAAAUACAAUACCAGUGUCCCAAGGGUCAUUCAUUAAUCGGUGAUGCAGAACGUACGUGUCGCACCGAUGGCACCUGGAGCGGAAAGGCACCCACUUGUAAAUAUGUCGAUUGCGGUCCAUUGCCUGAAUUGGAGCACGGUUCAGUGCUACUUUCGGAACAGCGCACUACUUAUGGUGUACAGGCCACAUAUUCAUGUCACGAAAACUAUACGUUGAUUGGCAACGAGAAUCGUACCUGCGAAUUGGAGGGAUGGACCGGAAAACAGCCUGAAUGUUUGGUUGACUGGUGUCCGGAACCUCCCCAGAUACAGGGCGGCACUGUGCGAGUCAGCGACAAGAGAGCCGGAACUACAGCCACCUAUGAGUGUGAUACGGGUUACAUUUUGGUGGGAGAACCGAUCAUUUCCUGCGGCUUGGGAGGUGAAUGGUCCAGUAAAGCUCCAUCUUGCCGAUUUGUAGAUUGCGGCUCACCUGCCCGCCCUGAUCAUGGCGUGGUGAAUUUGUUAAAUGGUACCACCACUGUUGGCUCAAUUGUCCGAUAUGAAUGUGAAGAUGACUAUUGGUUAGAUGGCAGCACAGAUGUUUCUGCUGAAUUCUUUUGCACCAAGGAUGGAAAAUGGUCUGGCGAUGCGCCCAUUUGUGAAUUGGUUACAUGCGAUACACCCAAUGUUCCAACUGGUUCAUUUGUUGUUGGCUACGACUACAAUGUACAUUCGAAGAUUCAGUAUAAUUGUGAUCCAGGUUAUGUGUUGAAGGGGGACCCAGUUUUGGAAUGUAUGGAUAAUGGCGAGUGGAGUGCUGAGGCUCCGUUCUGUGAUUAUAUCGACUGCGGAGAAAUUACAGCCAUACCUUAUGGAUCACUUAAGUAUACCACCAAUACAACAUAUGUUGGCUCUGAAGUCACAUUUAGUUGCACUCAAUCCCACAAAUUGAAUGGAGUACCCAAACGUACAUGUAUGGAAACUGGUGUCUGGAGUGAUGCAUCGCCAAGAUGUGAAGAAAUACGUUGCUCCGAACCAGCAUUAGCUGCCCACAGUCUACUUUCAGUCACAGGCAAUGAUCGCAUGUAUGGAAGAACUUUGAUACGAACUUCGGAAUCAGCAUCGAAUUCAGCACAAACUUAUAGAAUUGGAGCCUUGGCCAAAUAUCGUUGUGAGCGUGGCUACAAAAUGGUGGGUGAGGCAUUGGUAACCUGUGAAGACAAUGGCCAAUGGAGUGGCAAUGUACCUGAGUGUGUUUAUGUCGAAUGCGGGCCUCCCCAAAACAUAACCAAUGGAAAAAUGACUUUGGCCACUAAUGCCACCUACUAUGGAGCAGCGGCUCUUUAUGAAUGUGAUGCCAAUUUCAAAUUGGAUGGUGUUUCCCGACGUUUAUGUACCGAAGAUGGUAGCUGGAGUCAUGAGGCCCCUCAAUGUGUUGAGAUUACCUGUGAUGAGCCUGAACUGACUGAAAGUCUUAUUGUAGAGGCUGGUGAAAGAUCUGUUGGCUCACUGGCCAAAUUUAGAUGUCAACGAGGCCGCAGCAUGAAUGGCAAUGAUACCAGAGUCUGUCAAAAGAAUGGCAAAUGGUCGGGCAAGAGUCCAACGUGUAAACCUGUCGAUUGUGGCCGUCCUCUGCUCAUUGAGAAUGGACGAGUUAUAGUUGUCAACGAAACAACAAUUUAUGGAGGUUCGGCAGAAUAUCACUGUGUUCCUGGUUUCAAUCGCAUUGGCCAAUAUUUGCGCAAAUGUACCGAAGAUGGUGUUUGGAGUGGUGAUGAGCCCCGCUGUGAACUGGCAGCGACCGAAGCUCAAGAAAGUUCAGGUCUUGGAACGGGCAUAGCAAUUGGAGCUACAGUUAUUAUAGCUCUACUAUUUGUGAUUGGUUUGAUAUUUAUACACCGUAAUAAGGCGCGACCGGUGAAGAAUACGGAAAAUGUUCAAGCUGCAGAGACCAAAGAUGAAAGAAAUGCUGCAGUAAUGUCAUAUUCAACACUGGAGGCCAAUACAAGAAUGCAUAUGGAUAAUGGGCCACCGGCUACGUUCAAUACAUUCCAUGGGGCGGGCAGGGCAUUGGCCAAUGGCAAUGGUAAUUCAGCAAGAGAAAACAUCUACGACCAAAUACCCAAUGAACAAUUCUAUGAUGCCCCCUAUGAAAUGCGCAACAACGACGAGGUUUAUGAACCCGAACCUGCAGCUGGCAAUGUCAUAACCAUAAAUGGCAUAUCAGUGAGAUAAGCCUAGGCUUUUGCUGCAUACUCCCCUCUUCACAUCCUUCCCAAAAAAAAUUGCAAUAUUGUGUGAAAACUAUGCAACGAGAGCAGCUACAUUCCAAAAGAGUUUUUUUGUUUUGUUUUCUUUUGUCGCUCAUUUAGACAUAUUCGCUUAUGUAUCUAUAUAGCUAAGACUUCUUUGCUCUUUUGUAGAGAAAUGACUGUAUUAUUUCGAAUAAUUGGUUUAUAAUUUUAAACUAGGAUUUAAGUACUCACCCACUAUUUGUAUCGACCAUACUCGCGUCAUAAGUUUUGUAGCUUAAAAAAUAACAAACAAAAAUGACGAAAAAUUAAUGAGGAAACAGAAUAAAACUGUAUGUAGAAUUUUGUAUAAAUAUAAACCUAUAGCGACUAGGAUUCUUUUUAGUAUAAAAGAGUGAAUUUUUAUUUUGUUUUAAGUAUAAGUUCUAUUGUACAUAUAUUUUAUAUAUAUAUUAUUGUAGUUAGUAUGUGAUGAUUUGUUAUAAUUUAAAUAUAAAUAUUUAUUUCGGCAUGCUACUAAUAACGGCAAACACAUUUUGUUAAACAAAACAAGAAACAAAACCUUGUAAACUUUAGAAAUUAAAAUAAAACGAAAAAUAUAAGUAAA